Molecule: messenger RNA, 875 nt
Organism: Chara braunii
Lineage: Eukaryota; Viridiplantae; Streptophyta; Charophyceae; Charales; Characeae
Source: the annotation of a GenBank genome assembly
UGGCAAGGGUGGUGGCAAACUUAUGAGGCGCUCUCUGUGCUUAGUCGAGAUUAGGCUGAAGUGGACCAGAGACAACAUUCAUCCCGUCGCGAACGAGGACGUGGAGUUACUCAUCAUUCAGGUGUGGAGAACAGCGGUGGAAGGAGAUUUAUUGGGAUUCGUCUUCGAAUCAUUGGAGGCGGGACAUCGACAGCUGAUCGUCAGGGAAAUCUUGAUCCUCUUGACGCAGCUGCUGGACGAUUUGCCGAUCGACAUCGUCUUGCACUGCGAUGAGAACCCGGCGCCGCGUAUUCUUCCGCGCACUUUGACACCGUAUCUACAGUGGUCGGCAUGCUUGGAGGGUGGUGAGGACAACUAUAGUUACCCAUCACACGGUAACUACCUGAACCCCACGGGGAUAGUUGACCUUCUCUUCGUGGAUCGAACGUCGGAAGAAGAAAAAGAAGAAGAGGACGAAGAAGAGGAGGAGGGUGACGAAUCGGAAGACACCCCCGAAGAGGACGAAUAUUACAGCGAGCACAGUGAGUAUGAGUCGGGGGCAAUAAGUGAAGAGGAGGAGGAGGAAAGCGAGGAAGAAGAGGCGGGACAGGUGAGAACACAGGAAGAGGACCCUGCUGCAACCGAGCGACGCCGGGCAGAAAUCGCAAAGGGAAAGCGGACAUCGGAACAGGCGGCGGGGACUGAUUUGCCGAUCCCGGACGAUCCGACCAGAGAUCCGGAGCCGCCAACAGAGGAAGAUGAGUGUUGUGCCGCAGAAACUUCGAGCGCGCCGACACGGAGGCAGCGAAGCCGAUCCCCCUCCCCCUCCCCCCAUCCCUCAGUUUGAGCACGUGCCGAUGCGGAGCAUCGGGCUACGUCCCCGGUCAUUAUCCCGU